UGCACCGCAGAUCUCUUCGGUUACUGAAACAGCUCUGACUAUCAAUAAUGAAGACAUUUCUACAAUAGAAAUGCCACCACAGCCAAGGAACAUUCUAUCGUACUGUGGCUCGACACCAACUCUGCGGGCAGAGGUGAUGUGGGUCCUUAAAACAGUCUCUGAGCACCACUCUUACACUUCAAAUGAAAACGUUACAGAGAUUUUUAAAAUCAUGUUUCCUGACUCUGAGGUUGCAGCUACAUUCUCGUGUGGAAGCAACAAAACAGCAUAUAUUACUAAAUUCGGAUUAGCUCCCUUUAUAACGAAAGAACUGACUGACCAUGUCAAUAUGUCCAACGGGUUUGUGAUCAUGUUUGACGAGAGUCUCAAUAAGAUGACGAAAAGUAAGCAGUUGGACCUUCAUAUUCGCUACUGGGUGGACGACCACGUUCAGUCACGAUACUUCGGCUCGCAGUUCAUGGGUCAUGCAACGGCGGUGGACCUGCUCAAACAUUUCAAAGAGUGUGUAUGUGACCUUGACUUGAGGAAAAUGGUCUCUGUGUCUAUGGAUGGACCCAAUGUUAAUUGGCGUUUUUUUGAGAUGCUGCAGCAGGAGCAUGCAGAGCAUUUUGGGGGUGCUCAGCUGGCAGUGGUGGGGAGUUGUGGCCUGCAUACUCUCCAUAAUGCCGUCAAAUGUGGAUUCACUGACUGGCAUAUGGAGAAGUUCCUAAGAGCUCUGCAUACAAUUUUUCACAAUGUGCCAGCAAGAAGGGAGGAUUUCUGUAAUCUCACAAAGUCCAAAAUCUUCGCUUUGCCUUUUUGUGGUCAUCGCUGGGUCGAGAACCUCCCUGUGGCGGAGAGGGCCCUUGUCAUCUGGCCAGACAUGAUGAAGUAUGUUGAGGCUGUUAGCACCAAAAAGCUUCCUAACCCUGGGACGUCCUCCUAUGAUACCAUUGCGGCGGCAACCAAAGACCCUCUCAUUCUGGCAAAGCUUCACUUUUUCAUGGCAGUGUGUCGAAGUGUAACACCUUUCCUUACCAGAUACCAGACUGAUGAGCCUGUGCUGCCUUUCAUUGGUAAUGACUUGGCUGAACUGCUGAAGAGUUUGCUGAGGCGAUUCAUCAAACAAGAACUUCUCAAUGAUGCCACACCUCAGCAUUUGGUCCGGCUUGAUGUUAGUGACAUGCAGUCCAGGGUUCAUCUAAGAGCUGUUGAUAUUGGCAUUGGAGCUGAGGCUGCAAUAAAGGUGAUCUGAUCAUUCAGCAAUUUUCACAAUUGUUGUCCCUGGAGGUGAGGAAUGAGAACUUCCUGUCUUUCAAGCCCC
Messenger RNA from Carassius carassius (crucian carp), 1303 nucleotides. RefSeq lists its product as uncharacterized. Lineage: Eukaryota; Metazoa; Chordata; Actinopteri; Cypriniformes; Cyprinidae. The transcript is spliced from 4 exons. The record is from RefSeq and is a predicted model, not a curated record. The coding region runs from base 71 to 1234 and encodes 387 amino acids.